Owenia fusiformis is the source of this 896-nucleotide messenger RNA. The record is from the annotation of a GenBank genome assembly. NCBI's taxonomy places the organism in Eukaryota, Metazoa, Annelida, Polychaeta, Sabellida, Oweniidae.
CUAAUAUUAUUUAUUAAAUUUGAGUAUUUAAAAAUUAUAUUUUGGGUUCACUAUUAAUUUAAAUAGAAUAGUAUGACGAAUCAUCACAGAUUGGAGUUAUAUGAUAGACUUUUAGAUAAUAAUGCUUGCGUAUCGUAUUCACUCCGUAUUCUUUAAAAAUGGCGCGCUGCACGCGUUUUCAAGAGGAAUGAUUUCUUGAAUAAAUGGCUAAAUAUUAUAUCAUUGGGAAACCUUGCUGCAUUCUAUCUUGUAAAGGAGAGAUCAUUAGUUCCACGUUCAAACAUAGCAUAGCAACAACAAUCUAUCUAGUCUACAAAAAUGCCGAAAAGUCGUUCCAGAAUCAAGCGUGGCGUGAAGUAUGAUGAUAAGCAUGAGCAUGAAAUCGGCACCUUAUCACAGCGAAGGCUUGUUGCUGAUGCAUAUUGGAGGACUCAAAAAACUGGAGACACAGUGAAUUUUUGGACAUGGUAUAUCAAAGACAAUGGGCCCUUUACGAUUGAAAACUUUAAGAAAGUUGCCUCUAAAGACCUUGACCUUGACUGUGUGGAUGAAGAUGGCCAGCCAUUAUAUCCCUCAAUAUCGAGAAUACAGCCAGAACCACUCUUUGAUAUUAUUUGGAAUAGUAGCAAUCCUGCUUGGGUUCCAAGACAACCAACAAACAAACCACAGUCAAAGAUAGAUAUUCUUAAGGGGAGAAAGAAAAUCAUAUUUUGGAUCUGAACUGUUCACCCCAGAUGAAGAAGUCGACCAGUAUGUCAUCUUAAAAAGAUCAGCAGUGAUCUUACCCCUAACUCAGAAGUUGAUGUUUGUGGACAAAGCCACUGGAAAGCUGCUAAAGAGAGCUCGCAUAGGAUGGCACGUCUUGACCAAACUGGUGUAUUUGGCUCUACAUGCAG